Messenger RNA from Miscanthus lutarioriparius, 945 nucleotides. Lineage: Eukaryota; Viridiplantae; Streptophyta; Magnoliopsida; Poales; Poaceae. The record is from the annotation of a GenBank genome assembly.
AUGGAACCGGACGCCGAUGAGGUGGUGUUCGAUGCCCCGGGUUACUUCUGUAUGUACAAGAGCGGCAAGGUAGAUCGUGUCAGCCAACCGGUUGUGGCCGCGGGCGUCGACGAUACAAGCGGCGUCUCCUCUAAGGACAUCGUCCUCGACGCCGACACCGGCCUCUCCGUGCGCCUCUUCCUUCCCAAGCGCCAAGGACCUUCCGGCAAGAAGCUGCCCGUCCUCGUAUACUUCCACGGCGGCGGGUUCCUCAUUGGGUCCGCGAAGUUCGCCGUGUACCACAACUACCUCACCUCCCUUGCGUCCGCGGGCGGCGUCCUCGCAGUGUCCGUCGACUACCGCCUGGCGCCCGAGCACCAGCUCCCCGCGGCCUACAACGACUGCUGGGCCGCGCUCCAGUGGGCGGCGUCCGCGCAGGACGACUGGAUCGCCGAGCACGGCGACGCGGGCCGCGUCUUCGUCGCUGGCGACAGCGCGGGCGGCAACAUCGUCCACAACGUGCUGAUGAAGGCGUCGUCGUCUGCGGACAACGGCGGCGCGCCGAGGAUCGAGGGCGCGGUCUUUCUCCACGCCUUCUUCGGCGGCAGCACGGCUAUCGAUGGGGAGCCGGAGCGCGCGGUCGAGAUAGCGGAGAAGGUGUGGACGUUCGCGUGCCGCGACGCGGCCGACGGCGCGGACGAUCCCUGGAUCAACCCGACCGCGCCGGGCGCGCCCGCGCUGGAGCGCCUCGGGUGCGAGCGGGUGCUGGUGUGCGCCGCGGAGAAGGACUGGCUGGCGGGGAGGGACCGUGCGUACUACGAGGCCCUGGCGGCCAGCGCGUGGCCCGGGAGCGCGGAGUGGCUCGAGUCCAGCGGCGAGGAGCACGUCUUCUUCCUGAUGAAGCCCGAGUGCGGCAACGCCAAGCGGUUGAUGGACCGCGUGGUGGCCUUCAUUGCCGGGGCCUGA